Molecule: messenger RNA, 2708 nt
Organism: Harpia harpyja (harpy eagle)
Lineage: Eukaryota; Metazoa; Chordata; Aves; Accipitriformes; Accipitridae
Gene: CREM
Product: cAMP responsive element modulator
Exons: 8
Coding region: 662-1732 (356 amino acids)
Biological process (GO): regulation of transcription by RNA polymerase II
Cellular component (GO): ATF4-CREB1 transcription factor complex; nucleus
Molecular function (GO): RNA polymerase II cis-regulatory region sequence-specific DNA binding; DNA-binding transcription factor activity, RNA polymerase II-specific; protein binding
Source: RefSeq, a predicted model, not a curated record
GGGAGCGCGCCGCGCUCAGGGAGGGCCGCGCAGGGCCCGCCCGGCCCGGCCCGGCUCUGUCGGGCGGCCCCGAGGCGUCUCGGCAGCCCGGGAAGGGGGGCGUGCGGAGCGCCCUGCGCCGUUACAGCCCGGGGGCCGAGGUGCCCGCCGGGCCCUGGCGCGCUGUGGCUCGGGCCCUUCCUCCGGAGCGAGGCUUGGGAGGGAGAUCGGCGCGACUCCCCUGUCGGCCGUGAGGCGAGGGAGCAGCGCGCCUUCUCCCGGCAGUUGGAGGGCCCCGGGACGGCAGGGCCCUGGGGCCUCCGGGGUGUUGCCCGCGCUGCCGGCGGGGUGCCCUGGCGGAGGGGAGAGCGCUGGCCGUGGGGGGUAGGCCGUGGUGCCUGGUGGUUUUUCCCACUUGGUCCGGUAGGCCUGAUUGCAUCCUUGCGCACAGGGUAUUCCGAGCUGGGACAGGACAACAGGUGGGAGAGGAGCACGGUGGGCUUCGUGAGUCCUAGGUUUUGCUUAAAAGUUUGAGGGUUUUGUCUGCCUCCACCACUGCCAUGACAGCAUGUGACUUGGUGCUGAGUGGAGCCACAUGUUAAAUGGUUCCACAGAUACCGAUCCUUAAAUUAUCCUCUUACCUGUUCAGGGACUGGUUGGACUCUUCUUCUAAACGGGGACCAUGUGUCCUCUUCACAGCAGACUCAGCACUGUCUUGUCUGGAUUAUUGAGGUGGCAGAUGCAGAGUGACGGACAGAUGACCAUGGACAUGGUUGAAUCCCAACAGGAUGACAGUGCAGUGGAUUCUGUGCCAGAGGGAGAUGCUGGUCACCUUCAGAAUCAGCCAGGCCAAAGUCAGAUUUCCCCAGGAUCUGAGGUUUCUGUAGCUGCAUCAAGUGCUGGAAGAGGAUCUCCAGCUGUAACUCUAGUGCAGUUGCCUUCUGGUCAAACUGCUCAUGUCAAGGGUGUAAUUCAAGCCACACAGCCCUCAGUCAUUCAGUCACCACACAUGCAAGCUGUUCAGGUAGCAUCGAUUGCAGAUGAAUCUGCUGAAUCAGAAGGGAUAAUUGAUUGUCAAAAACGUAGGGAAAUACUUUCAAGAAGGCCUUCAUACCGAAAAAUUUUGAAUGAACUCUCAUCAGAUGCUCCUGCAGUACCGAAGAUUGAAGAAGAAGAUAAGUCAGAAGAUGAAGGAGCGCCUUCUGGAAUUUCUGCAAUGGCCAUGCCAACCAGCCUGUAUCAUACUAACACAGGGCAAUACAUUACUAUAACUCAAGGUGGUACAAUCCAGAUUUCUAAUCCAGCCUCUGAUGGUGUCCAUGGACUACAGACAUUAGCAAUGACAAAUUCAGGAACUCCUCAGCCAGGUGCUACCAUUGUGCAAUAUGCAGGACAAUCACCUGAUGGCACACAACAGUUUUUUGUUCCCGGAAGCCAAGUUGUUGUUCAAGCUGCCACUGGAGACAUGCCAGCUUACCAGAUUCGAACUCCCACUACUACCUUACCUCAGGGAGUAGUAAUGGCAGCUUCACCAGGGACUUUGCAUAGCCCUCAGCAGCUGGCAGAAGAGGCAACACGCAAGAGAGAGCUGAGACUUCUGAAAAAUAGGGAAGCUGCCAGAGAAUGUCGCAGAAAGAAGAAAGAAUAUGUCAAAUGUCUUGAAAAUCGUGUGGCUGUGCUUGAAAACCAAAACAAGACUCUCAUUGAGGAACUCAAGGCCCUCAAAGAUCUUUAUUGUCAUAAAGCAGAAUAACUGUCUUUCAUUUGGACCUCGUUUAUUAUGAACUUUAAUCAAGGCAUGAGAGGAAGCAAUUCUACAGAUUGCCAUAUGAACUUGAGAAAGAGACACUUGAGGCCCUUGUGGAACCCAGUUUUGCUUAGUGUUUUCAGACUGAUUUGGGAGAUAUUCCAAAAUUUGGAAUUCUGUCAUAGUCUCCAUACUCUGCUGAGCUUUCUAAUGGCAUGCAAAUGGCUUUUUUGUUUGCACUUUUUACUUCUGCUUUUUGCAGGGAAGCUGCUAAAGAAUGUCGACGUCGGAAGAAAGAAUACAUAAAAUGUCUGGAGAGUCGUGUUGCAGUGCUAGAAGUUCAGAACAAGAAACUUAUAGAGGAGCUUGAAACCCUAAAAGACAUUUGCUCUUCCAAAGCAGAUUAGUAAAAAUAUUUAUUAUACUGUGAACUGACUAAAAUAUGUCCAGUUGCUUUAUAAGGCAAUACAUAGCCGACAUGAAUUAUGGCUUUCUCUUUGUGUCAUUUAUAUUAUUUUCCAACUCCUAACAUUCCUGAAAUGCUUUCCUGCUUUUUGUCAAUUCAUAGCUCCCAUUUCAGGUUUUUCAUGCUCCUCUCCUCCAUCUCCCAAGGAGCCAAAUGUUAAAAAUAUGUAACAAAGUAAAAAAGCGCAUAAUUUCUAAGAGCUGUUUCUUUGCCAUAUAUUUACAUACUACUUUUUACAUGUUACUGAGUGUCCUGCACAUACAAAAUAUUUUACAGUUGUUUUAGAUGAAUCAUAAAGAUAAUGCAUCCAGUAAUACAAGAAAAUCAAACAACCCAAGGUAUCUCAGGAAAGAGUUUAUAAAAGAAUGUUAUGAUUACAUGUAUGUACUAGCAUACUAGUCUACAGAUGAUUUUAUGGCAUAUUUUUAUAUUAGUUGCUUUGUGGAAAAAAGUAUUGUAUUGCUGUCACUGAGUGCCAUGGUUAAAGAUAGUUUUUAAUAGAACCAUGUUGUUUAA